AUGGACAAGUUUCGUGCUUCCGUCGACAAUCUGUUGUCCCUUCUGUGGGCUCCGGAUGUUGCAACCGCGGCCGCUGGUCCCGGCGAUGAAUUCUGGGAUCUGCUGCGGACCAUCGAAGGCCAUGCCGCCGCCCGCCUGCUGUACGGCAAAGGCCUUGACCAACCUCUCGCCGAUCGCGAGCUAGGUUUGGAUGGCAAGUCGCUCGCUAUUGCCGCAGUUGUUUGUAGCAGGCGAAACGUCCUCGCUAGUGCAAUGAACACCAUACGGGCGCUCUGUGAAGGAGCAGAGGAGAUAGCAGAAUGGUCCAAGUGGCCCGACGACCCGUUGCUGCAAACACGUGCCCGGGAGUGCCAACCGCCGGCUACCGCGCCGGCUGUUGACGCUUCUAACACCGGGUCGCCGACCCCCGGGUCAUCGACCAGCGCUACCUCGGCAGAUACUCGAUCUAGAGUCAAGAAGUUACGCCUUCUAGUCCAAAGCCACGGCGAGCCUGCCACCCCUACCACCUCCGGUGACGUUACAAAAGAGCGGUUCGAAACGGCGCAGGCCGCCUCUCCAGCUGACGCCACGCCGAAAGCAGUGCUACCUUUGGACACGGGAGGCCCGCUGAGGGCCACGCUCACAGGUCCCGAAGCCUCGGAGCCGAAGCGUGGCGCAUCGGACUAUCCACCCGAACCGGAGUGCACCGCACAUUCUGCUCGGGCUGGGACACCAGCGGCUCGUACUUUGGGCAUCAGGGGGAUCCCGCCGAGCGAACCCGACUCUGUCCUUCGGCCGGCCCCGAAUCCCGCCCCCUCCUCGCAAGCAGGGUCAUCUGGACAGGCGGACGGGGACCGCCUCGAUUUAGGCCGAGCCGGCGGCACACUCUCUAGCCAACGUGCCCCUGCGCCGGGAAAGCUAUUUGUAGGGUUUACUAACAUCAGAAUUGGGAAGGCGGUUGCCCUUCUCGGGCAUAUCGACGGCAUUGUAGACGCAAUGAGGUCGACCGAGUACCUAAUGCACCGUGCCAUGGUGUCUACCAGUAUGAGGUUGCACGUGCUGCCCAACUGGGACAUUGAGAUUCUGGUGGACCUAGGUGGCGGUGACCAAGACGGUGUUCAGGAAGCGGGCUACGAUGUCCCGGCCGCCCUGGGCGAGUUUGGGCGAGCGACUGUCGAGAUACAACAAGUGCGUCAGAUGAGUAUAAAUGUAUCGAUUGGGGAUAGGGAGACGGCGAACCGCCUGCACCAUAACGUCUUUCCCCGCGGGAACAAUGGCCGAUUCUCCUUCCUUUCGUAA
Chaetomium fimeti is the source of this 1278-nucleotide messenger RNA. RefSeq lists its product as uncharacterized. Lineage: Eukaryota; Fungi; Ascomycota; Sordariomycetes; Sordariales; Chaetomiaceae. The record is from RefSeq and is a predicted model, not a curated record. The transcript has 5 exons. Bases 1 to 1278 code for a protein of 425 amino acids.